Clupea harengus (Atlantic herring) is the source of this 2942-nucleotide messenger RNA. It is a transcript of the gene abtb1, whose product is annotated as ankyrin repeat and BTB domain containing 1. Gene Ontology annotation, molecular function: protein binding. Gene Ontology annotation, cellular component: ubiquitin ligase complex; cytoplasm. Lineage: Eukaryota; Metazoa; Chordata; Actinopteri; Clupeiformes; Clupeidae. The record is from RefSeq and is a predicted model, not a curated record.
UACAUUCUGGAUUCAACGAAGAAGGACCGAUGUGACGUCAAGCGAUAUCUCCGUCCGCUUGUUUACUUUCAGAGAAUCACUCUUCGACGAACUUUCACUUGACAGGCCCUCUGUAAUCAGCCUCGAGAGAGAGAGGUUGACACUUUGUGUUUCGUGAGCUGUUCUCCUUUUUGCCCCUUCACACACUCCUGUCUCACGGGCAGGCCGUUUCAAUGCAUUUCAGAGCCUUAAAUCCUCAACGGAGAUGGACGCUACCGAUUUGUUUACAAGCUGUAGGAAGGGCGACAUUUCUAGAGUGAGGCUAAGGCUAUUAACGUAAGUGAAGCACCGAUGGAAGUUACAAGGCUUGGUUCGAUUUUUUGCAAAUUACUCAGAUACCUGCUUGAACAGAGAGAUGUGGAACUGAAUGUCAGAGACAAAUGGGACAGCACACCUCUGUAUUAUGCUUGUCUGUGUGGACACGAGGAGCUGGUGCAGUACCUGCUGGCCAAUGGUGCCAAGUGUGAGGUGAACACGUUUGAUGGGGAGAGAUGCCUGUAUGGAGCCCUGAGUGACCCCAUACGGCGCCUGCUGAAGGAGUACAAACGCAUCACUGCCAAGGCCAUGCAGAGAGACUAUUACGACCAAUUCCUGCAAACGUUGUUGGAGCAGGGCUGGUUCAGUGACGUUGUGUUUCUGGUGCACGGGGAGACGUUCCGAGCUCACCGCUGUGUGCUCGGUGCUCGUUCGGAGUACUUCACUCACAUGUUCCAGACCAAGUGGAAGGGCAAGAACAUGAUCGCCCUCAAACACCCACUGAUAAACCCUGCCGCCUUUGCAGCCCUCUUGCAGUAUUUUUACACAGGCUGUUUGGACAUUGAUGUCAGCUAUGUGGAUGAUUUGAAGCGUCUGGCCAAACAGUGUAAGAUGGGAGAUCUCAUAGAGGAACUGGAGGCAAAGUGUAAGCAGGUGUAUGACUUUGUCUCCUCUAAGCCAGGCACUUGUGUGAAGGUUUUGACUCUGGACCCUCAUGGGUGCCAGCUGCAGGACGACAUGGCCCAGCUGGCUGACUGUGCUCUUCCGGCUGAACUCAGGGUUGGAUUUGGUGAGCUUCCAUUUGACAAAACCGACAACUUCCCAAGUUAUCCAGAUAUUUGCUUCCGAGUUGAAGGCUAUGACUUCCUGUGUCACAAACCAUUUUUCUGUGGCCGCAGUGACUAUUUUAAGGCCUUGCUGGAGGACCAUUUCAGUGAGGGAGAGACACUGGCGUCCGCCCCUCACAUCCCAGUCAUCACAUUACAUAACAUCUCCCAUGAACUCUUUACCAAAAUAUUGUACUACAUCUACAGCGACGACACAGAGCUGUCUCAGGAGAGUGUGUACGAGGUGCUGUGGGUGGCGGACAUGUACCUGCUGCCGGGGCUGAAGCGCCUGUGCGGGAAGAGCCUGGCGGCGCAGCUGAGUGAAGAGAACGUGCUGCACGUGUGGAAGUGCGCUCAGCUCUUCAGCCUCUCCCGCUUGGAGGACCAGUGCACAGAGUACAUGGCCAAGAUCAUUGAGAGGCUGGUGGAGCGUCCAGAUUUUGCCGAUCUGAUCCACGCGGACGCAGGGGCUGUGGAGGCUCGCCAGGAGACCGACUCCAUCCCGCUGGUGGACGAGAUCCGCUUCCACAUCAGCAGCAACGUGCAGACAUACAGCGCCAUCGAGGAGGCCCAGCAGAAGCUCACCGCCCUGGAACUCCUGCUUACCAACAUUGGCCUUGAGUGCUAAGAAGGAAAGAGAGAGAGAGAGAGAGAGAGAGAGAGAGAAAGAGGUAGGAGGGCAGGACAGAAGGAUAGAGAUGCAUAGGAAGAUGGGUGUGGUGCAGAACUGACAGACUAGGUUUGACUAAGCUUGAAUGAAGAGUUUUCUUGAGCAUUAGUGUGGCCCAUGGGGCCACAGAGAAGCUAGUAGUAGUCAGCAGGGCAGGGAGGAGGCUCCGCUCGCUCGCCCCUAAGCUAGUGAAUGAAUAACAGAAUGUGAACACAAAUAUAUUAUGAACUCAUCACAAAGGCAGGUGAGGUCUUCAGACAUCUAUAAAGCUUUAUCUCUGAGCAACAGUAGAACAUUAACCUGAUCUCUGAAGAUCUGAAGAAUUCACUAAAUAGUCGCUGAUAUUGUGCAAAAUAUUUGCAUAUCAAACGCCUAUGAAAUACACAGAAAGAUGUGAAACUUAUGAAAGGUGAGGGGAGGGGGGUGGUGGUGUUCACCCCGUGCUGGUAUACUAAGAGGAUAGUAAUACCAAGUAGCCGGUGUUCAUCGUUUUACUUUAGGUUCUAUUUCUACUAAGAUUAUGAUUUCUUAAAGAAUUCUAGAUUUUCUCUCUUUUCUUAUGUCAAUUUUGUCAGCGCCGUCAACACCAGCAAACUUCUUCACCUAGUCCCCUGUGUUUUAUUUUGAACGUUACGAAAGAAUUUUCUGAAUUUGCCGAGUUUUAACAGUGUGAAGUAGUAGACUGCUCCCACCUGAAUUAAAACAUUGAUUUGUUGACCUUUUAAGCGAUGUAUGUGAUACUUAACCAUAUGACAUUCUUAUUUUAUAGUAACAUUCCUAGUGUAUCCUCCCUCACACACUUAACUCUGACACACCUGCUUACUCACACUUGAGCUGAUGUUUGGCUGUUUGGUGAAGGACUAAUAGGACUUACGGAGUUAGGUGAGUGAAAGUCAUGAGAAUCUCUCAUCUCUCAUGUUUCUGAUGUUUGUCCGUAGAAUUGUACUGAGUUUCACUCCAGUCAUGCAGGAACCCCAUAUUUUCUGAUCUGGCCACAGUGUGUUUGUGCUUGGUCUGGAGUUACAGUCUAACAGGGUCUUUCUGUGCAAUGCUGUUUAAGAAUGUCAGCUACAUAUUUAUAUAAGUACUUUAUUUUCCAAAGUAUUAUAAAGCUUGCCUGACUCAAGAAAUAAAAAGAUAUAAAAUUGUUA